Trichoderma harzianum CBS 226.95 is the source of this 600-nucleotide messenger RNA. RefSeq lists its product as hypothetical. The transcript has 2 exons. The record is from RefSeq and is a predicted model, not a curated record. Lineage: Eukaryota; Fungi; Ascomycota; Sordariomycetes; Hypocreales; Hypocreaceae. The coding region runs from base 264 to 434 and encodes 56 amino acids.
CAAACUUAUUCAGGGGCUGUGCAGGAAACCGAGGGGCAUCUUUUUUUAUGCGUCGACAUAGUCCUUACGUGAUUUGGUGGCAAGCAUCUAUAUAAGCUGUCCUGUCUGUGAAGUGCCUUGAUAUUUCAUCAUACCUACAGUAGACACCAUCGACAGGCAAAUAUUCCAAGAAGACAAACGACUGGUAUCUCGGCCAUCAUCCCUGCAAAAUUCUACAUCUUUUGCCGAAUCCAAAAUAUCACCACCACUACACACAAACAGUCAUGGCGCAAAGACUUGCUGCUUGCUACCAAUGGAUCAAGGCUGCCGGUGGAAGAAGCAGCUUUUACAACAAAAUCAGCAACAGGGGCACGCCAUAUAAGAAGAUUGUGGGAGAGCCUGCUUUGGCCCAAAACCAAGACCUCUUUAACGACAAUGUCCCGCUGCUUGACUGAUGCCUGAAGCAUGCCUUAAAUGAAUGCAGAGGAAAUGUCGAUAAGCUGCUACGGCAUUAUGAGAAUCACGAUUUAUACACGGACUAUCACGGAUGCUUUGGCGUUCUUUGGUUAUACAGGGAUAGGGGCAUCAUACUAGGCUAAGGAAUACAGUUGACACUGCUGG